CUUUGGUACUUGACUAGAAGUAGAAGUACAGAGUGUGAAUAUGUUUGCCACCUCUAGAAAUAGCUAACCCCUAAUUAUGAUUCAAUUCAUGAAGAGUUGUUACAACUGUGUCUUUGACCACUUCAGUGUACUAAAAUUCUUUUUAACUUGCUUGGAUGAACAAUGGUUCUGGGGUUCCAUCCUAUCAUUCAGUGUGAUGGCUGCGACUUAUUUGGACUGUGAAGUCUGCGGGUCAAGCUCGGAGCAAAGCUAUUGUUGGACAACACUGGCGUUUCUGCUCAAGUAUAAAUAGUGCUCUUUCCCCAGAGCUCUGAGUGGUAGCUAUUCUGUAAGUGAAACCAGACCUAGGGAGCCCAAACAAGUCAGCGAGCACCAUGCCCCUCUCAUUCCACACUUGGAUUUGGACUGGUUAACCUCGCUGCCACCUCAUUGCCUCAAUACACCAGACAACAAAUGAUUUGAUAAACAGCACAAAUUUGACAAAUGUCAUUGCUUUGCAUGGACUGAGAAGCUCAGUUCUUCUCCAAUCAGCAAAUGCAAUCCAAGAAUGUUUGUUCUGAAUAGCUUUUCUUAUUGAUGCUGCCAUUUGUUUGCAUGACAUGCAAUUGUUGAAUCGUGCAAUUCGUUUUCUUGACAAGCCAGAAUAAAUAUUGUCCAGAUUUCUAUUCUCGCAAACUAUCUUCUUUUUAUUAUGUAAUUGUGAACCUUUUUUUGUAGACAUUAGCUGGUGCUGAUGUCUACAUUCUGACUAGAUGAGUCAGUGAUAAAUCCAACACAAAACCUCUUAACCAGACUGUAAUCCGCCCACCUAGUCGAGGAGCUCAGAGUACGUUUACAAUCUGUGCCCCACUAGCCCCAAACUGUCACUCAGCAGCAAGGUGUACUUUUCUCCAGUGAUUUCAGCACUUUAGAUGUUAUCUCUUAAAAUGCAUUGUUUCCAAAAGCCUUUAGUCUGUCUUAAUGCGAGCCUCCCACGCGUCAAAAGUGUGAGUCCUGGCCUAAAGGUCUGCUCAGUCGACCAGAGAAUAAAUACUCAACAUGUUAUGAUUAGGAUGAGGCUUGAUGAUGAUUCACGCGCUGAAAGUGAAAUAAUCAUCCAUCCAUCCAUCCAUUUUCCAAUCUGCUCAUCAUCAUGUGGGUCGCGGGUGUGCUGUAGCCUAUCAGAGCUGUCUUUGGAGAGUAGGCGGGAGACAUGCUGAACUGGUUGCCAGCCAAUCACAGGUCACACAUAGAAAACCAACCAUUCGUGCUCAUAAUCACACCUAGGGACAAUUUAAGAGUGUUCAAUCAGCAGGUGCGGGAGGAACAUGCAAACUCCACAAGUGAAGGCCGGAGCUGGAAUCGAACCCUGAACCUCUGCAAUGUGAAGUUGACGCAACAACCAGUGGAUCACCGUGCCGCGUGAAAUAAUCAGAUAUCACUAUGAAUGGCCAGCAGUCACACUUUUGGUGAUAGAGAGGAGGAUGCAGAAGACUUUGAAGAAGACUUGGAAAAAAGGAUGACGUGCUGUGGCGACCCCUAACAGGAAAGGUAAAGAGCAAAAGAAGAAGAAGAAAAAACAUUUCAUUUUCAAGUGCAAGUACCGUUAAUAAUUUUUCCGUUCCAAAUAUGUCCAGGAUCCAGUUCCCCGGUGAUGGACUUAGCCCACAGAAGUUUACCUUUUGCAACAGGUUCUGUGAGAUGUUGAAGGUGUCUGAAAUACCCCAAGAGCAUGCAGAUGUCGGACUUCCUCCUUUGCAGGAGGACAGUGGCGAGCGUCCUGUUCCGGAUGAGACCGAGUUCAACACUUCAGGCACAAAACCAGCUUUUUCUGCUUACCCCGACACCUUACUGAACGGCAUGAAGGGGUAUGAGAUAACAGCCGGUGACCUGGACUUCUUGAGGAAGAUUCAAGUGGAGAAACAUGUCAAGGAGCUAUGGGCAGAGCUGGAGGUGGUGCGAAGCGUGCUGCAAAGGGAGCUGGUCUUGGAGCCGAUGCUGACCUCCAGCGAGAACGUGCAAGAUGAUCUGGACAAAUCUUCAUCGUACUCGGAGCUUGUGGAGCACCACAAGCAGGUGCUUGGAAUCAUGUUGUCAUCAAUCAAAGUGUUGGAGCAAAAUGCCACGUCACUGCUGGCUGUAGUAAACAAGGAAGAUGUGGAUAGGGCACCGAGUAAGAAGAAGAAGAAGAAGAAGCAGCAGCAGGCACUCAGUCAUAUGGAGAAGGACAUAAGUCGGACAAAGGAGGAAUCAAAGGAGACUGAACAGUUGGUGAAACAACUUGUUGGUUGCCAGAUGCUGAUUCAGCAACUAAUGAGAAAGAUGGCAGAACUCAACUCUAAACUAGCUCAACCAGAGAUUGAGAGAAGAGGAGUUGUUAAACCAGUGGCGCCAAAGACUGAUCUGCCCGCUGGCAAGGACGCAAGUAAGCGUGCAUACAAACCCCACAGAUCGCCUUCAAAAUCCACGGUGGAGAGGGCCCCCAAAGCAGCCGCGGGGCAGCAGAAACUGGCCGAUAAUUCGAAACCUGGCCGAGGGAGACCCAAGGCCGUCAGUCGCGCAAAGGCUGCGGCGUCGCAGGCGGAAAGUGGCAAAGAGGCAGACAACCCGAAGCAUCCUGAGCCAGCAAGGCCACUUGAGCAUCAGCAGGAGACCAACCAACCAAAUAUUGUUCUUAGACGCUCCAAGAGGAUUGCAGAGAGGCAAUUGCACACAACCAAAUGCGCUCCCUGAAGUUUUUUUGACUUCAGUUUUAUUAGAUUUUUUUUCAUGCAUAUAAAUAAAAAUGUGCUUCAAUUGUAGUGUGAUGCUUUAAAGAAUCGCAUCGCAUUGCAUCUCA
Hippocampus zosterae (dwarf seahorse) is the source of this 2818-nucleotide messenger RNA. RefSeq lists its product as uncharacterized. The record is from RefSeq and is a predicted model, not a curated record. Bases 1609 to 2712 code for a protein of 367 amino acids. Lineage: Eukaryota; Metazoa; Chordata; Actinopteri; Syngnathiformes; Syngnathidae. The transcript has 9 exons.